AUGGCAGCCCUCUACGAUAUGACCCGUCGCUUAACAAAGCAUCAAAUUGAUAGCUUCACCAAAAAAAUGGAGGAAGACGAACUGUCGACAGUUUCAUUAGGCAAUGUCGUUACAGUCGAAAAAUUACCGGACAAAAUGCUCCAAGCGAUAUUUUCAUAUCUUUCACCUUAUCAAGUGCUCAUUGUUGGACAAGUUUGUAGGCGCUGGAAGGAAAUUGCUCAGAGUCCAUCGCUGUGGCACCUUAUCUCUUUUCGCCCAUCAUACGGUGGUUUACAAGUAACCAAUCAAGAAUAUUUGCUGCACUUGAUUGGAUCACGUUUUACAGAGUUACGAGUGAUUGAGCUAGCAACUGAUUUGAUAACACCUAACGUGCUUCAUGAAUUAGCUGCUCGGUGUCCUCAACUUUGGUCUAUGACAUUAGAUUUCUCAACAGCGAUGCAACUACACGAUUUCUCAGAUUUGCAAAGUUUUCCGAGCAGAUUACGUUCACUAACAAUAUGUUUGAGUGGGAAUAUUUUCCUGGAAGGAUUUUUGAGGAAAGUUUACACAUUCAUUUCUUCGAUGGAAGUGCUUCAGAUUAUUGGAACAUAUGAAAAGAUAGAAGACGAAGAAGAAGAAGUUUAUGAAACAGUGAACGUACAUAAACUAAAACAGUACAUACCAAAUCUUCGUGUUGUUAACUUCUGGGGCGUACCUUUUAUAACAGACGAGCAUGUUGAGUCGAUAUCAUCCAAUUGCGCCCAUCUAGAAUGCCUCUGUAUUAAUUAUUGCACAAAAGUUACCGGAUCAUGUCUUCGACUUGUGCUGCAACGCUGCAAAAAGCUUAGGAGCCUUCUUCUCGCUCACGCAUCACUUGACAAUGAAAUCAUAAAAUCUAUCGAGUGGGAAAAAACACACAUCGAAGAGUUAAAUAUCUGUGCUACUGAACUAUCACCCGACGCAUUAAUUAGCAUUUUAACUCGACUAAAACAUCUCAUUUGGCUUGAUGCAUCUUGGCUGGAAAACAUGAAUGACCAGGUCCUAGAAGCCUGGCUGGCUUCAGAUUCCAUUGUAAACCUGCAGUAUCUUAACUUAGACACCUGUGAUUCACUGAAUGAAGCGUCAUUAACUGACCUCAUAUCCAGGAUGGGAAACCAAUUGCUGGGCUUAAACUUGGGGGGACAUCAUAAAUUACUGGAGUAUUUCUGGACAAAUAUGAUACCAAAGCUUAAAAAUAUUAAAGUACUUGUCAUGGGAACGGCGGAAGACUGUUGCUCAAAAGUACUUGCAAAAAUUCAUAUUGAUCAAUUUAUCGAUAGUAUCGCGCAGAAUUGUCCAAAGUUAUGUCGUCUUGAAAUUCGCUGGGAUGAUGGAACUCUAAGAUUCAGUGACAAAUCGAGCAAAUUCAUCGAUACUCUUCGAUUGAAGUGCCUGAAAUUGCGUUCGGUAGUAUUAUCUGAUGGUCAAUAUUACGAAUUAGUACGCUCUAAUUUUGAAAGAGCUGACCGGCUAUGCGUCGUCAGGACGCUCGAAAUGUGCCGUACAGGACUAAUGCAUUGUUCAAAAUAUUACAAUCAAUUACUAUUCAACUGA
Messenger RNA from Brugia malayi, 1572 nucleotides. RefSeq lists its product as uncharacterized. Gene Ontology annotation, biological process: SCF-dependent proteasomal ubiquitin-dependent protein catabolic process; positive regulation of protein ubiquitination. NCBI's taxonomy places the organism in Eukaryota, Metazoa, Nematoda, Chromadorea, Rhabditida, Onchocercidae. Gene Ontology annotation, cellular component: SCF ubiquitin ligase complex. The transcript is spliced from 11 exons. Gene Ontology annotation, molecular function: protein binding. The record is from RefSeq and is a predicted model, not a curated record. The coding region runs from base 1 to 1572 and encodes 523 amino acids.